GAUGAAAAUUUAUUUAUCGAUAGACUGUCUCAAAAUACAACGCCCAAUCUAGAUAAGUUUGGGACAUAACAGGUUUGAAUAAUGGAACAUAUAUCCGAUCAAAUUUCGUAAGAUUAUCCAGAUAUCCAAAUCUGGUUAAAUUGUUUUUUCAUUGGAAUCACUUUCAACAUUUUCAUAUCUCCAUAUAAAUCCAUAAAUGAUAAUUUUCAAUAUAAAAACCACUACAUCUUGGAGCUACAAACUAGACGAUGAAUCUUCAUACAGAAUUAGGUGAGAACGAACGUCAAUUUAAAGACGGUAAAAUCAAUGAGAACGAAUAUAACACACGUCAUAAGUCAUUACUAAACGAAUGGAUAGACGGGCCAAUGAAAACAAAGAAAAUUGAACCUACCUGUGUCAAUAAACCAAAGAAAACAGAUUUAUAUGAGAUCCUUCAGUUAGAACCCGACGCAACCAAAGUUGAAAUUAGUUCAAGCUAUAGGAAACUUGCGAUGAAAUACCAUCCGGAUAAGGAUGGCAGUAUUGAAAUUGAAGAGUGGGGGAAACUCGCAAAAGCAUACCAAAUUCUUUCUGACGAUAACAGCCGUUCUCUAUAUGAUAACUACGGAAUAAUAAGAAAUUCAGGCAAAGCUUCAUUCAACUCAUAUGUAGGAGGAGACUUAUGGCAACCCUACAUUGGCAACUUAGAAAUUGGCCUUUGGUUAUUCUCACUUAUGGACAACAAUGAAUUAGAAAAUUUAGUCUCGAUUGAACAGGCGAAAGAACACCGUCACACCUUUCGUGUAUCCAGCAUUGUUCGUUAUCUACAAGUUAAACUAUCUCGGUUCCCAGAACAAGACAAUUCAUCACAAGAAGAUUAUUCACAAUUUCUAAAAAGCCUCCACGAGGAAGCUCGAAAACUUUACGAUGAACCUAAUGGCAAAGAGCUUCUAUUUUCUUUAGGUGAAAUCUACAUUUCUGAGGCAGGAACCUAUCUAAAUAAAUUUUCUACCGACGAUUAUUUUAGCAUUCUUAAGGUUGUGGAGUUUUUUGUAGACUUGUUAUUUGGAUACUUCGAGUUAAUAACUAAGAAUAAACCUAACCUGGAAGAGAUCAAUAAAUUAGCUUGGAAACUUUCACUGUCAGAAAUAUCUUCCAUCGCUCAUGAAACCUGUGAAAAAGUUCUUAAUGACGAGAAUCUUAGCGAAGCUGAAAGUUAUCAUCUUGCCAAAUCUAUGCGUCUCAUGGGCGAAGUAUGGCUGGAAAUUUGGCCACUUCCAUUAAAAAAAAAUGACGAGAAUAUGUUCUUCAAAGGACACUUUGCGAUCAGUAAUGAAAAGGAAUUUUAUAUUAUUUUAACGAAUCAAAUUUAUUAAAUCGUUUUUGAAAGAUAAAAGUAUUUAUAAAAAAGUUUUAUCUUUUAUGGUUAAGAUUGGAAAAGUUGAUAGUUUUAAAUAAUUAUUGUCAAGAAGGUUUGUAAAGAGACGCGAGGGGAUGAGCCGUGGGAUAAUCCGUCCUUAAAA
This is a messenger RNA of Rhizophagus irregularis DAOM 181602=DAOM 197198, 1502 nucleotides long. NCBI's taxonomy places the organism in Eukaryota, Fungi, Glomeromycota, Glomeromycetes, Glomerales, Glomeraceae. The record is from RefSeq and is a predicted model, not a curated record.